This is a messenger RNA of Erinaceus europaeus (western European hedgehog), 1573 nucleotides long. RefSeq names its product E74 like ETS transcription factor 3 (gene ELF3). The transcript has 9 exons. Gene Ontology annotation, biological process: regulation of transcription by RNA polymerase II; cell differentiation. The record is from RefSeq and is a predicted model, not a curated record. The coding region runs from base 175 to 1296 and encodes 373 amino acids. NCBI's taxonomy places the organism in Eukaryota, Metazoa, Chordata, Mammalia, Eulipotyphla, Erinaceidae. Gene Ontology annotation, molecular function: DNA-binding transcription factor activity, RNA polymerase II-specific; sequence-specific DNA binding. Gene Ontology annotation, cellular component: nucleus.
CACGCUAUAAAGGCCAGUGCCCGGUGGAGCGCGCAGCCUUUAGCCAGGACGGGUGGGAAGUCUGAGCCCAGGUGCCUGUGCUACCUGGUGGAGCUUUUUCCCUUCUGGUUCCCUCACCUGCCCGCCGUCCCCUGAUCCUGCUGUCUGCCACGCCCCAGCACUCCCGGUAACCUCAUGGCUGCAACCUGUGAAAUCAGCAACGUUUUCAGCAACUACUUCAACACCAUGUAUAGUUCGGAGGAUCCCCCCCAAGCCCCUGUACCCUCUGCUGCUGCCCCCUUUGGGGCUAACGAUCUGGUGGUGACUCUGAACAACCAGCAGAUGCCGCUGGAGAGCACAGAGAAGGCCAGCUGGUCGGGGGAGCCACCCCAGCUGUGGUCGAAGGCACAGGUACUGGACUGGAUCAGCUACCAGGUGGAGAAGAACAAGUACGACGCCAGCACCAUCGACUUCUCGCGCUGCGACAUGGAUGGGGCCACGCUCUGCAACUGCGCCCCUGAGGAGCUGCGGCUGGUCUUUGGGCCCCUGGCGGACCAGCUCCACUCCCAGCUGUGGGACCUCACAUCCAAUGUCACUGAUGAGCUCAGCUGGAUCAUUGAGCUGUUGGAGAAGGACUGCGUGGCCUUCCAGGAGACUCUGGGGGACCCUGGCUCCUUUGACCAGGGCAGUCCCUUCGUCCCGGAGGUGCUGGAUGAUGGCCGGCAACCCAGCCCCUACUACCCAGGCAGCUAUGGCUCUGGGACCCCUUCCCCAGGCAGCUCAGAUGUCUCCAUCACAGGGACAGGCACCCCUCAGAGCUCCCACUCCUCAGAUUCGGGGAGCAGCGAUGUGGACCUGGAUCCAAGCGACGGCAAGCUGUUUCCCAGCGACGGCUUCCUAGACUACAAGAAGGGGGAACCCAAGCAUGGGAAGCGGAAACGGGGGCGGCCCCGAAAGCUGAGCAAAGAGUCCCGAGAGUGCCUGGAGGGCAAGAAGAGCAAGCACGCCCCCAGAGGCACCCACCUGUGGGAGUUCAUCCGGGACAUCCUCAUCCACCCCGAGCUCAACGAGGGCCUCAUGAAGUGGGAGAACCGGCAGGAGGGCAUCUUCAAGUUCCUGCGCUCCGAGGCUGUGGCCCAGCUCUGGGGCCAGAAGAAAAAGAACAACAGCAUGACCUAUGAGAAGCUGAGCCGGGCCAUGAGGUACUACUACAAACGGGAAAUACUGGAGCGUGUGGAUGGCCGGCGGCUCGUCUACAAGUUUGGCAAGAACUCGAGUGGCUGGAGGGAGGAAGAAAUCUCUGGCAGUCGGAGCUGAGGGUCCAGAGGAGACCCAGGACCAAAUGCACGGCUGUGAGGCCUGCAGCCCCUCUGGGGACACCGCCCAGCCUGCCAAGCUCUGAGCACGGCCCUGCCAUGCUGUGGAGAGAAACUGAGCCUCUGGGACCUUGUCACCGCCAGCCUGGGAUCCAGGGCCUGUGGCCUGUCCUCUCUACCCUCCUAUUGGAAUUACAAGCCCUGAGUUGGAAGUGACCAGUCCUCUGGCAGUGGACGCCUCGGCCCUGAACAGUUCUUCCUGCAGGUGCCCCACAGAA